GAAGAAGAUACAACAAACCUAUUACGUCACAGCCCCUCCCCCCACUCGCUGUCGGCAUCAAUGGCGGACGCCGAGGUGGAGGAGCGCGAUCGGCGCGCGCGGGAACUCGAGGACUUCGCGCAGCAAUGCCGACGGCGCCUGGAGGAGGUCGCCUCCUCCCUGGGGUGGAGCAUGGAGGUCCUGGAGCGAGCGGCGAGCGAGGAGAGCCCGGUUGUGUGUCCCAUAAACUCGGGGCACCGCAUGCCGGCCGCCUCACUGGAGCGGCACGUCGAGACAUGUCGACUCAGUGCGCAGGGCUACUCCAAGGACGACCAGGAGAAGAUGAUCGACACAACUUUUUUCUACGAGAAGGCCAAUGUCCCGUCGAUCAAGAUUGACAAAGAGCAGCAAGCACAAAUCAUCCGUGAGGCGAGGGUGAGGAGCUCGCAGGGCAUGGGGCUCUUUGCACCAGGCGAGUACUCGGUUGCACCAGGUGCGGUGCCGCUGACGUACGACCGUGCGGCGUGCGAGCUCACGCGAGCCGAUCGCGUCGCCAUUUACGACUUCAUGGUGGCAGAGGCGGCCAGGAUGGGGGCGGCCGUGAACCAGCCAAUUACGGACGAGCUCUAUAUCGACUGGGCGGCCAAGCUCAAGAAGGCCCAGGCGAAGCAGAGCGGCCCCAAGUCGCACCUCGAGGUGCUGGCCGAGAUGCGUGACUACAAGCGCCGGCGCCAGAGCUACCGCGCCAAGAACGUGCACAUCACCCGGCGCUCCCACACCGAGAUCCUCCGGGAGGUGAUCACCGUGCACACGGGCGAGCUGGCGCGGCAGUGGCGCGAAGAUGCCGCGGAGGGGGGCGAGGUGGAGGGGAGUGGCGGGGAGGCAGCGGCUGCACCGCCCUCCAAUGCGCCCGACAAUCGUACGACCGACCGACGCAGCCGGUCGAGGUCGCGAGAAACUCGGCGCUUGGAUGACCGGGAGACGAGAACCCGGAGCCAGAUUCGGGGCUGGGGCCGCGAUCACAAUCCGAACCGGAGUCGGGAACAGAGUCGGGAGCGAAGUCGGAACACGAGUCGCCAUCAAAGUCCAGAGCGGAGCAGGCAUGAGAGCAGGGAUCGCAGUCGGGACCUGGGCCGGAGGAAUCGAAGUCCGGAGCGUAGCAAGAACUGGCGUCAGGACCGGAGUCGGAUUCAAAUCCCGGUUGCCAGUCACAGCCGGGAUCGGAGUCCAGAACGGCAGAGCAGGAAACGGGACCGGAGUCGGGACCGGGAUGAAAGCGCAGAGCGGAAUAAUAAUCGCAGUCGGCAUCGUAGUCCGAAUCAAAGCCCGAAACGGAGUGGCAGCCGCAAUCGGAGUCCAGAACGGCAGAGCAGGAAACGGGACCGGAGUCGGGACCGGGAUGAAAGCGCGGAGCGGAAUAGUAAUCUCAGUCGGCAUCGGAGUCCGAAUCAAAGCCCGAAACGGAGUGGCAGCCGGAAUCGGAGUCCAGAACGGCAGAGCAGAAAAAGGGACCGGAGUCGGGACCGGGAUGAAAGCGCGGAGCGGAAUAGUAAUCUCAAUCGGCAUCGGAGUACGAAUCAAAGCCCGAAACGGAGUCGCAGCCGGAAUCGGAGCCGGAAUCGCAACCCGGAUCCAAAUUCGGACCGGAGCAGCAGCGGCAGCGGGAGCGAGAAUUCCCACGGGAUUGCCGAGAAGAAGCGACGCAAGAAGAAAAAGAAGAAGAGGAAACGGAAGCGCGAGAGGAGCCAUCGGAAGAGCCAGGAGUGUGGUGGUGGCGGUGGCGGUGACGAGGAGGAGAGCAGCGAGGCAACGUAGACGCACCGUGUGCGCCGGUGCUGAAGCUGCGGGUAAAUGCGCAGCUCUGCAACCGCUCGCUCAUGCUGCUACUGGCGAAAAGGCUUCCACUCUGGGGAACUCUAAAACGGGAAGUUGGUCUGCUCCCCACGCCGACGGGACGUGCUGGAAGAGGUGGACUAACCCACGUUUGUAGCCACGCGCGUGGCCUGCCUGCCAAUCGACCGACCGACCGACCGACCGUGGUUAAACCCCGUUCACACGGUGUGGACGGGAUUAAAGAAACCCGAGAUGGAGUUGAACCGGCGACGUCUGUUGGUUGCACGUCCAGUCUGCUGAGCGCGGGCGAUAGGAUCCGUCACGCCCACCACAUCUCCACGGCACGUGGGAGUUUGGCUGUAAUUUGAAAGGACCUCAAAGAGACCGUGGCCCCCACACUGGAUGUUAGACCGAGUUGCGUGGAUGUCGCGUGCCUUUACGUCGAUGUGAAUAAAACCUGUUCGCUACACAGCCGCGGUGGAGCUCAACUCUGGGUCACAUGGUGGUGUGUGUGGCGAUUGCUGCCCAGACUGAUCCGGUGUGAACCCACUCUUACCAUAACGUCGGUGGCUCCCAUCCCCCCUUGUCCUUGUCUUCUCCCCCCCCACCUACCGGGCCCAGUCAACUGCCCGCUUACAUCCUGCCGACAAAUAUUGCGAGUAAUGCUACAAUAACAAACACAAAAAUAUUACUGCGUUUUAAUUACGUUCACAUCUAAUUGACACCUACGACAUUCAGUUAACACUUCACAACCGUUAACUAUAAAUGUUUACAAUAUAAUAUUUACACUAAUAAAACCUCUUACCGGCGCCGUGAAGCCGGCUGGGAGGAAGUCACGUGGUUCGCUGGGGUGUGGAAUCGCUUUAGAGAUAUAUUGAUGGGAUUCAAGAAUGUAUUUUGUACAAUUUGUAAAAUAAGUUGCAGAAAUAAAUGGUGAUAAUCGGAACGGGAGGUAGCACGAGCAUAACACGUGGAAGGCCGAGGUUUCCAAGGCCACGGGUUCCCCAAAUUUCACACUCCAGGUAAGCACAUGGCAUUAGAAAUACUAGUGCUUUCGUUAACACAUGUCCACUGCUGUUGCGUGAAUUGUCUCGCGUACGUCUCCCCCCCCCCCCCCCUCUGUCAUCCACCCCUCCCACCCAGAGUUGUCACACAUACCCCCGGGGUUACGCAUACCACUGGUUAACUACCGCUGCCCUACAUCGCACGGGCCAACGAUGCGUCAAGCUGCAAAGUGUCCUCGUAAUAACGGGUUCGGGCCUUCCAACGUGUAAAAAUCGGAUGGAUUUAUUUGGCGAUAAAAAAAAAAACACCAUCCUUGGCUCGCGCGCCGCUGAACAAACCCGCACGGCUCGCGCCGUGGUUUUGCCGCAUCGGUCGUAAUUGCUUCGGUCUCCGGCCUGCUCGCCUGCUAUUACGCACCGGCUCUUCAACGGCCGACCCCAACGCAGCGGACGUCCGCGCGACGUCCAAUUUCAAGCAAAGCCCUGCGGCGACAUGCACCGGCUGGGGGACACGCGUGAUUUGUAACGCGACCUGCAGGAGGAGUUGGAAGUUAUGGGUUUUCAAAUGACGGUCCUUGCACUUCAAGUUUUUUCAACGUUUACAAUCCGCAGGUGUGCAUGUUGAGGCAAUGGCUCGAAUGAGACACAUUCUGCACGUUCGUCGGUGACACUGCAGAGAGGUGAUCUGCUAUGAAGAAGGGCCGUUUCCUGACACGUCACCUGUUAUAUAUCACUACUGUCAGGGGGCAGCGAUGUUGACGGAUGUGUUGAGUUUUUUGUUUUCUGUGCUUGUGCACCACUGCCAAUGCUCCGUCACAAUCGCUUUGUUAAAGACCUGAAUGUUUAAUUGCAUCUCUUCUCUUAUGAUGGGAAAAACAUUAUUCCACAAUAAACCCUCGAUUAAUCUUCA
Lethenteron reissneri (Far Eastern brook lamprey) is the source of this 3726-nucleotide messenger RNA. RefSeq names its product small nuclear ribonucleoprotein U11/U12 subunit 48 (gene SNRNP48). Gene Ontology annotation, cellular component: U12-type spliceosomal complex; cytosol; nucleoplasm. NCBI's taxonomy places the organism in Eukaryota, Metazoa, Chordata, Hyperoartia, Petromyzontiformes, Petromyzontidae. The record is from RefSeq and is a predicted model, not a curated record.